AUGCCGAAUAUAAACGAAUACGAAACAGAUAUAAGUGGUACGGUCGCUGAUGAAGAGGUGGAAGCAAAACUCAAGAAACUGAAAAACAGAAAAUCACCAGGACCGGACGGCAUCCCAAAUGGGCUUUUAAAAUAUGGAGGCCCCAAACUUGCAAGGAAACUAGCGCAACUAUUUGACAAAAUCUUGAACAAAACGGAAACACCAGACGAAUGGCAUAACAGCAUCACCAUACCUGUAUUCAAGAAAGGGCUAAAAACCUGCCCAGAAAACUAUAGAGGAAUAACUCUCUUGAAUACGGUAAUGAAAAUUUUCACGAGUAUUCUCAAGGAUAAACUGCAAACACAAAUUAAGAAUGCUGAAGAACAACAGGGCUUUACAAAGGGACGGUCAAUAACAGACGCAGUGUUCAUAAUAAAACAAAUAAAAGAAAAGGCUACAGAGUACAAUAUGCCAGCGUAUAUCUGCUUCAUUGACCUAACAAAGGCGUUUGAUAGGAUCCGGUUGGGAGACAUUUUGCAUAUAUUGAUGGAAAAUAAGGCACCAGCAAACAUAACGAAGAUAAUUCAUCAGCUAAAUAACAAUAACGUAACAAAGGUCAAAGUAGGAGUUCAAUUCACUGAAAAUAUCCCAUCAACGGGAGGAAUUAGACAGGAAUGGGCAACAAAAGGUAUGGUAUGCUACGGCGAUGAUGCAGCAAUCAUCGCCGAAUCAGAAAACGACCUACAGAGACAACUCUUCCAGUUCUUCUUGGUAAGGCACCAACUCAAUAUGAACAUUUCUAUCAACAAAACCAAAUGUAUGACAAUCGCGAAGGAUCCGCUCAGAUACUUAUCAAGUACCCACAACCCAGUUAAAGACCUAAAAAGCCAGAUUAACAAAGCAUCCGCACUAUCAGGAUGCCUACGAGAUAUAGUCUGGUCCAACUCGUACAUGCGCAAAAAUAGCAAAAGUAGAAUCUACAAGACUUGUAUCAGACCCAUCAUGACGUACGGCACGGAAGUCCGCGAGGACACCAACAUGAUGAAACAAAUGCUGAGGGUGGCCGAGAUGAAAACACUGAGAUCAAUAGUGGAGAAAACAAGAAGAGACAGAGUAAGAAAUACAGAUGUCAAAGAGCAAUGCGGGAUACAAGACAUUGUGAGAUGGGGAAGACAACGUAAGAGGCAGUGGUACAACCAUGUAAGACGAAUGGACGAGAACAGACUUCCGAGAAUAGUCCUAGAAAACAACCCGCCCAGCUCAAGGCCUCCCGGGAGACCACCUAAAAGGUGGAAAGAUAGUUGGUAA
This is a messenger RNA of Diorhabda sublineata, 1287 nucleotides long. RefSeq lists its product as uncharacterized. Bases 1 to 1287 code for a protein of 428 amino acids. NCBI's taxonomy places the organism in Eukaryota, Metazoa, Arthropoda, Insecta, Coleoptera, Chrysomelidae. The transcript has 3 exons. The record is from RefSeq and is a predicted model, not a curated record.